CAAACACCCCAUUAUUGAGAUCGUCAUCCACCGACCAAGAAAGUCGCCAUGACUUCGACGCGCAAGUUUUGCUGCGAUGACUUGUUCCGCUUCAACAAUGUCAACCUGGACGUGCUAACGGAGACCUACAACAUGUCCUUCUACCUUCAGUAUCUGUCCAAGUGGCCGGAUUAUUUCUUAGUGCAGGAGGACCCGAACAACACCAUCAUGGGCUACAUCAUGGGCAAGGCCGAAGGCCAAGGCACCAACUGGCACGGACACGUGACGGCGGUGACUGUGGCCCCGGAGUUCCGUCGUCUCGGACUAGCCAAGAAUCUCAUGGACUACCUGGAGAACGUGUCGGUAGAACUCUACGACGCGUACUUCGUGGACCUGUUCGUGCGUGUCUCCAACUCGCUGGCUAUCGGGAUGUACGAGAAGUUCGGUUACUCGGUCUAUAGACGCGUUCUCGGGUACUAUUCCAGUGCAGACGACGGGGAAGAUGCCUUUGAUAUGAGGAAGGCGCUGCCUCGAGACGUCCACAAGAAGUCGAUCAUACCAUUGCCGCAUCCGAUCACCCCAGAUCAAUUGUAGGGGGUCUUCUCUUGUGAAGGACAAUUUUUUUUUCUUUUUUAAGAAAAUGUGUUGUUUUACAUGGUGAUCUUUUUUUUUUUAUCAUCAUGGUAACGCAAAGGGUGCAAUAG
Molecule: messenger RNA, 683 nt
Organism: Phytophthora nicotianae INRA-310
Lineage: Eukaryota; Oomycota; Peronosporomycetes; Peronosporales; Peronosporaceae
Exons: 4
Coding region: 49-573 (174 amino acids)
Biological process (GO): N-terminal peptidyl-methionine acetylation
Cellular component (GO): NatB complex
Molecular function (GO): protein-N-terminal amino-acid acetyltransferase activity
Source: RefSeq, a predicted model, not a curated record